CGGGGCCUUGCAGGAUAAGAAGUUCACCGACGAAACCUACGAGAUCGAGUCCGACGGGGGGACUGUGACGUUCUACGGCUGCGAGGCUUGCGUGGUUUGGUGUGCUGAGCAUCUUCCUGGCGUCGACUUCGCGACGAUCUGCCUGGACAAGAAGACCGACGCUGAAUUUGCUGAGGAGCUCCAGUGCGGGAUGAGCCGUGAGUCCUCCAUGCAUGGAGUAUCGGCGGGCGACAGCGUCAGGAUCGGAGGCGUGAUGUUCGAGGACUUCGUGGCGCCGAACCACCACCAGGUGAUGAUGGCGUGGGGCAAGACUGCUAAACAACUUAGGUUGAAACCAUUGACGUGGAAGUCGAAGGCAGGCUCCAUCACGGUCUACCCCAUGAAGAAGAAUGAUGACACAAGCUGGAUGAGGCUCAGGAUGUUCUCAGAGAUGACGGACUGCGCUUCGACCAAUCGCCUUUCCGAGACCGACGGCGUCAUGAAGGACCAGCACACGCGCGUCUUGGACGGCCUUUUGAAAGAUGAUGGGAAUGAGAAGGCGCAGUAUUCUACGUUUCGGCUCCCGUCCCUCGCGUGCAUCAACGAGAGGUCUGCGCAGCUGGGGGGCAAAGUCUUGGCUUUGCAGCCAGACGGUUCGGGCAGCGCAGCGUCGUCAGGAGGUCGCUCGCCUGCGCCCGUCCAGCGAGCCGCGUCCUCCUACGACCUCACCUCGUCACCGAUUUUGCCACUUGCGAGCCAUCAGCCUGCGCUCAUGGACGGUCGCGCUGGGGAUGAAGACGAUGGUGGCAUGGGUGAGGAAGAUGACGAUGGUCAGGACGACGGCUCAGUUCUGCGUGACGAUUCACAGCCAGCUGGGCGCUUCGUGGUUCGCAGCCGCGAGCCACCCAUGUCGCCACCUGCGGGGGGGCGCCCCAGAGGAAGUGGCAGCGGUAGGUUCUCGACGACCAAGCCCGCGGCUCCGAUGAAGAAGACGCCAUCCGACCCGAACUUGCAGAAGGGUACUCCCGAGUAUUGGUUCGCACAGAUCAGUCUCUCAGACUUGAUGUGCGGCGGGAAGCCUGGGCAGGGGCCGCACCAGCUCGAGAUGCUGCUCACCAAGGUCGCCGAGGGCAAGCGCCCGCAGAUCAGGAAGUACAUGGACCUCAUCCAGAGGGCAAAGGACAUCGCGAAGAUAGAAGCGCUUGACAUCGAGACGCUCGACGAGCACAUGGAGAAACUGAUUGCAGCGAAUACCGAGGUGCCCGUCUCAGUGCAGUUCAACAUCUUGAAGAAGAAGGCCGACGUAUUGUGGAACAAGUGGGUUGUCGACAUCAGCAAUGAGGAGCCGCUCAUCAGCUACCUUCAGAUGUUCCGCCCGUGGGACCAGCAGGCCCAGUCGCCCCCGUUCGCCCACCGCACGCCCACCCUCGCGAGCGUCGGCGCCACAGACGUGCAGAGGGCGGUCACUUUCAUGGAAGAGCUCGUUGCGCACCGCAUUAUUCCUUUAGUUUUGGGCGACAAGCAGAAGGAAGCGUGCCUACUGGAGCUUGCGAACGUUGGCAAGGCGGUCCUCACGUUAUCAGAGGAAGCACACAUCGAGAACAAUUGCGCCCAGAAUCUCGUGGCAACGCUUCAGCUGUUCGACGUGUUCAUUGCGCUGGCCUCCCAGACGAUCGACGGUUCGGUCGGUGCCUCCACCUACGACGACAUCCUCUCGCUCACUACUGGUGGUACUGACGCGUGGGGCCAGGUCGGCGCAGCCCUCGAGGAGUCACCGAUGUGGAAGGAGCACAUGGCGAGGAUUUCGAAGCAGCACAAGUCCUACAAGGAGUUCGCCCCGAAGAUUGCAAAGGACACGGCGGAGUGCGGCGCCAUGCUGAGCGGCAAGAUGGAUGACUUUCCGACGGUGGCAUCGUCGCUGUUGGGCCGCCUGCCAGCUUACGUCACGCGCCUGGGUUCCUUGGCCGUCGAUGCGCUGGAGACCAAGCUGCUGACCGCCAUUGUCACGAAGGCUCGUGGGUUAGACAUCCCA
Prorocentrum cordatum is the source of this 2011-nucleotide messenger RNA. Lineage: Eukaryota; Dinophyceae; Prorocentrales; Prorocentraceae. The record is from the annotation of a GenBank genome assembly.